Molecule: messenger RNA, 1511 nt
Organism: Phodopus roborovskii (desert hamster)
Lineage: Eukaryota; Metazoa; Chordata; Mammalia; Rodentia; Cricetidae
Gene: Dusp23
Product: dual specificity phosphatase 23
Exons: 2
Coding region: 206-658 (150 amino acids)
Biological process (GO): protein dephosphorylation; cilium assembly
Molecular function (GO): protein tyrosine/serine/threonine phosphatase activity
Source: RefSeq, a predicted model, not a curated record
AUGAUCCUGCUCCGGAUCAGCGGGACUAGUGGGACCGCAGGGCUCUGCUUGUCUAGGAGCCGUCUUAGCUCCGCCCCCGCUGUUCAGCCAACCUUGUGCGGAGAGGAGCGUCACAGGGACCACGUGACCCGCCAGAGGGUGACCAGGUCGCAAAGGCAGAGUAGGAAAAGCUAGCCUCACCCUGAGUGCCCUCCCCGCCCCCAAGAUGGGCGUGCAGCCCCCCAACUUCUCCUGGGUGCUCCCGGGCCGGCUGGCCGGGCUGGCGCUGCCGCGGGUCCCCGCGCACUACCAGUUCCUGCAGGACCUGGGCGUGCGGCACCUGGUGUCCCUGACGGAGCGUGUACCCCCUCACAGCGACAGAUAUCCGGGCCUCACGCUGCACCGACUCCGCAUCCCUGACUUUUGCCCGCCAGCCCCAGAACAGAUCGACCAAUUUGUGAAGAUCGUGGACGAGGCCAACGCCCGGGGAGAGGCUGUCGGAGUACACUGUGCCCUGGGCUUUGGCCGCACUGGUACCAUGCUGGCCUGCUACCUGGUGAAGGAGCAGGGCCUGGAUGCAGGAGAUGCCAUUGCUGAGAUCCGGCGCCUGCGGCCAGGAUCCAUUGAGACUUAUGAACAAGAGAAAGCUGUCUUUAAGUUCUACCAGCGAACAAAAUAAGGAACUCAACAGCUUCCCCUCUCUCCUGCUGCAUAUGAAAAAUGUGGCGAGGGAGGAAGGAAAGUGAACUAAAGUUCUACAGCCUUCAGUUCCCUUUGCCUCCUAUUGGACAAAAAUAGUCUCUCCCCAAAGCCAUACCUGAUUGACAGGAUGGCUGAGACCCCAUGAAUAUGAGUUAAUAACUAGCAUGAACUCAUAUAACUGAAUAGCAUUUACACAGCACUCCCAGUACAUCAACUCCAUGUAGCCCUGGGUCAUAGAAAAGAUGAAAAACCAUUCUGUUCUUUGGAUGAGGUGACUAGAGCUCAGAAAAGCCUAUGGUCACAAUUCUGGAAAAUAGGAUGGGACAGGCGUGCAACAUACACUUUUGUCUCCAUGAAGAUGUUGGAAUUCUAGGUGCUGUUCCCUAAACUAUGUGAUAUGGUUUCUGGAGAACUGGCUGGUGAAAGGGAUCCAUGUCUGUGACCACCCAGCUCUAAGCAGCCUUGGGGCUCUACACUCCCACACCAGGAAUGUCCUUGUUGGUGUCACCCCUUAUGUGGGUUCAUCUACUCCACUUGGGUCGUCGCCUUUGUUCUUCUAAGGGUACAGAAGACAUGGAUGUCACAAAUCUCUCUCUCCCCUUCUCCUCUCUUCCUCGUCCCCCGCUUCUUCCUUCCCUCUCCCCCUCAUCCCCUCUUUCCCUGUGGAGCUGGCCACCUCUGACUAGCCUCAGGUGUACUCCAGCCUCUCCCUAUGUCAUCCCCAGCCUCAAGCCAAGGAAUGUCAGAACUGAGUCUUGAUGGUUAAACGGAGUGGAUAUUAAGUAAUCAAAUAAACAACUCCAGGGCUAUGGCUCUUGGCUAUGUUUCAA